Messenger RNA from Acaulospora morrowiae, 687 nucleotides. NCBI's taxonomy places the organism in Eukaryota, Fungi, Glomeromycota, Glomeromycetes, Diversisporales, Acaulosporaceae. The record is from the annotation of a GenBank genome assembly.
AUGUCAAAUAAUGAAUUGGCGGAUCAAACAAAAGAAGAGAAAGGAGCAGAGGACAUGUUAGUUGAUAGCGAUUACAGCGGCGCCGCCGAUUCCAAAAAGCCAAAAUUUCGCCCCGCUACAGGUUUCGAAUUAAAUAAUGGUCCAUCACAAAUACGGAAGAUAUUGGUUCCGAGGAAUAGAUUUACACCCUUAAAGAAAGAAUGGAAGAAAAUAUACGAACCGCUCGUGAACCAUUUAAAUCUGCAAGUCCGAAUGAACACUAAAUCGAAUCGUGUAGAAUUGAAAACAUCAAAAUAUACAAGUGACUCGAGUUCUCUUCAAAAGGCUGCCGAUUUUGUACACGCUUUCAUGCUUGGCUUUAAUGUUGACGACGCGAUAGCCAUGUUACGUGUAGAUGACCUUUACAUUGACUCAUUUGAUAUCAAAGAUGUCAAAGUUUUAGAAGGUGAUCAUCUGUCGCGUGCCAUCGGCCGAAUUGCUGGUAAAAAUGGCGCUGUAAAAUUUGCCAUCGAAAAUGCUUCGAAAACUAGAAUUGUUUUGGCAGACACGUCAAUACACAUACUCGGAUCGUUUCAAAAUAUUAAAAUUGCCAAGGACGCAAUCGGAUCGUUAAUAUUAGGUAGUCCACCUGGUAAAGUCUACGCUAAUCUAAAAAUUAUUUCAUCCAGAAUGAAACAGAGAUUUUAA